AUGCUCGAGACAAGUCUCGAUGACAACAAGGAAAUUAAGAGAUUGAUUACAUCAACUGGAUAUAAACAGAGCUCUAUGAUGUCUGGCUCAGGUACUGCAUCAUCAACGCCCCCCUCGACAGGUCCUUUCUCCGCUGGCGAGAGUGGCGGAUCCAGAACUGUUGAAGAUAAUGAAGGGCUGGGCGCUGGACGCCACACGGAUUUUAGGGUCGCAGACGAGGGAGACACCCAUAAUGGACAAUAUCCAGGGGGUGAACAUCGCCGCGGAAGCACACAAGAUAUGGAGGACGUACCAGAAGUCUCCCGGCAAACGAGCCACCCCGACGUGGCACCAUCAAGGGCAGGACCCAUGAUUGAUCUCACUAGACCGAUGCCUUCGCACCCAGCAAGACAUCGCAAGCGACGGAUGGUAAGUCUUGGAGAAAAUCCUCGUCUGCAACGUACUCGGUCCGGAGAAGCACCCUCUCGCGAAGCCAUUACUCGAGAGGCAUUUCCUCACCGAUCGAUAUCCAUGAUCGUCCCAUCGUCAGGAGCUGGCUCUUCCACUGUGGGGUCGUCAUACGCAACGGCAAUCGAUAUAACAUCUUCUCCCCCUGAUCAAGGCCGCAGGAAUUCAGUCUCUCGCGAGGAACAGGGCCAUCCACACCAUCCAGCUGAAGGGACUCCUCGUCUCGGUGCGGGGAACGCGGGCUCACCGGCGUCUUCAAGACGGGCAUCAAGACAGUCUGUCUUGACAAACCAUGAUAUGUCUGAUUUCUUCGGACAAGGUCAUGAGUUAUCGGCAGGGCAAGGUGGCACCAGCCAGUACGAUGAGAACCCUGAAGCGGAAACAGACUUACCCAGAUGGCAGCCUGAUUCAGAAGUCUCGGAAUGCCCGAUAUGCGGCACAGUAUUCAAGCUCUGGUAUCGAAAACAUCAUUGCCGGAAGUGCGGCCGCGUCGUUUGUGCUGCUUGCUCCCCUCACCGAAUUACCAUCCCCAGGCAGUACAUUGUGCGUCCGCCUGACUCUUCUUCACUUCCCACAUCUCCGCCAAUACCUCUACCCCGCCAAAUCGUUGAUCUCACUGGAGAAGAACCUGUGUCUUCAUCACUUAUAAAUCCUGCUCUGGGAGGUGGUGAAGAAGUACGACUUUGCAAUCCCUGCGUCCCCGACCCAAAUCCUCACCCCCUAAACUACGCGCCUGUACGGCCUCACGGUCACCGGUCGACCCAGUCACUCUCUUCUACCAUGCUUCCGCUCUCUGCUCGUCAGUCUGCUAUACGUCCAGACGACACUCGUCAGGAACGACGCCCGUUUGAAUCGUACCGCCGCCUAUCGCUGCGUCAGGAAGCUGUUCACGAUAGCCGCCACCCCUACCCUUACAAUCAAGGUCGAGCUUAUGAGGACGAAACUCGCCGUGGCAGUCGUCGAUUCACCGGCCCCCCUGCAUUACAUUCUUCUGGUGCCGCUUGGCCUGCACCAGCACAAAGCACCUCCACCAGGAGAGCCCCUCCUCCUGUAAGCGAGCGCGACCUAUGCCCGAUAUGUGGUGCCCUCUUCCCUCCUCUUAGCGCCGACGCACCCGAUGCCUCUCGAGAGGCUCAUAUUGUGCACUGUAUCGAAAGCCGUGUCUCGCCCGCCCCACAGGACUCCUCGACAUUGAGCCCCUCGUUGUUGAGUCCGUCUCCUGCCUCCGCAGUCGCUCGUAUGGUCACAUUUAUGGCUACGGAAAAGGACUGUCUUAGCGGACUCAGCGAAGCGGCAGAGUGCUCGAUCUGUAUGGAGGAUUAUGAAGUUGGCCAGGAUCUUGUCCGUCUUGAGUGCCUGUGCAAAUUCCACAGGGGAUGUAUUGUCGACUGGUUCAAGCGAAAGCCGGAGUGCCCGUUGCAUAAGGUGUCCUCAUAA
Messenger RNA from Penicillium atrosanguineum, 1884 nucleotides. RefSeq names its product phosphatidylinositol-3-phosphate-binding ubiquitin-protein ligase. Lineage: Eukaryota; Fungi; Ascomycota; Eurotiomycetes; Eurotiales; Aspergillaceae. The transcript is spliced from 2 exons. The coding region runs from base 1 to 1884 and encodes 627 amino acids. The record is from RefSeq and is a predicted model, not a curated record. Gene Ontology annotation, molecular function: metal ion binding.